Messenger RNA from Rhodamnia argentea, 6662 nucleotides. RefSeq names its product DNA polymerase zeta catalytic subunit. The record is from RefSeq and is a predicted model, not a curated record. Gene Ontology annotation, biological process: double-strand break repair via homologous recombination; error-prone translesion synthesis. Gene Ontology annotation, molecular function: nucleotide binding; DNA-directed DNA polymerase activity; DNA binding. The transcript has 24 exons. Gene Ontology annotation, cellular component: nucleus; zeta DNA polymerase complex. NCBI's taxonomy places the organism in Eukaryota, Viridiplantae, Streptophyta, Magnoliopsida, Myrtales, Myrtaceae. Bases 157 to 6249 code for a protein of 2030 amino acids.
GGAAAAUGGGAAAGAGCUUGUAGAAGACGCUCUUAGUUUCGCGAAGCCAGGUUAACACCACACCAGAGCUCUGACCUCUUGCCUGCAAUCGACUUUUGGCUAACCACGCAGUGGGUUUCGGCGUUUCGCGAGCAAGGGUCGUGGAAGGUUUCGCAAAUGGAGACUCUUCCGACAGAAGAUUCGCAGCCCAAUACAGCGCCGGAUUCGGAGGACUCCUCGAUUUUCAGCGUCCGGAUUGUGUCGAUCGACUACUACAUGGCGUCUCCGAUCCCGGAUUUCGAUGUCUGUUACAGCAGCUUUCAAGGUGAAAAAGUGAACGUGGUUCCUGUAAUAAGAGUAUAUGGUUCAACUCCUGCUGGUCAAAAAACUUGCUUACAUGUACAUAAGGCUUUACCCUAUUUGUAUGUACCAUAUGCAGAUAUUCCGAUCCAUCCAACAUCUGAAGGGGAUGCGUUUACAAAUGCUGUAGCUCUAGCCAUGGAGAAAGCCUUGAAGCUCAAAGGCAAUGCAGGCAUGAGACGGCAACAUGUGCAUGGUUGCAGCCUUGUACGAGCAAGGAGAUUUUAUGGUUAUCAUGCAUCUGAAGAGCUGUUUGUCAAGAUAUACCUCUAUCAUCCGCCUGACGUCUUGCGUGCUGCCAAGCUUCUUUUGGGAGGGGCAGUAUUUGACAGAAGUUUGCAGCCGCAUGAAUCGCAUAUUCCCUAUCUUCUUCAGUUUUUGGUCGACUAUAACUUAUAUGGGAUGGGUCUUCUUCAUCUAAUGAGAAUAAGGUUUCGACAUCCAAUACCAGAUAUUUUUGCCCCAAAGAGAUGUAGUUACAAUGAUCAAGGAGGACAGGUUGUCUUGGCUAGGGAUGCCCACCUGGAGACUCCUGUUUGGAUAUCAUCUACGAUCCCAGGAAGUUGGAGGUGGCAGCCUCUGGGUAGCUUGGAUGCUUCGUCUGGAGACAUGGCUAAACGUCAGAGCACGUGUGAACUGGAGGGAGAUGCUGGCAUAGAUGAUAUUGUCAACCAGCAGUUCAAAACAUAUACAUCUCUUUCUCAAGCUCGUUCAGAUGUGAAAAUGGUCCAAUCUCUUGUGCCAAUUUGGGAGGAGGAAUUUGAAAGGAGUGGGAUGCACGAGGCAGCACUACCGCCUGAUCCUGGAAAACCACGCCCUGAGGAUGUUCUGAAAGUUCUCUCACGUGGUCUUGACUUGGAAUACAAGCUGUUGGAUCUCUGUUCAGGUGUUGUAAGUUCAAGCACCCCAGAGCGAAGUAUGAGGCCGCUGAGCUUGAGAACAGCUCCCCUUGAUGAUGGCAAUUUGACUGAGUUAGCCCGUGCCGAAUCAAGUUAUGCUGGUAGAGAUCUUUUGCUGCAUCUUGAGGAACAGGCUCUGAAUGGUUUCCCCUCAUCAACAGAUUUGUUCUGUGGCGAUAGAAUGGUUGCAACAUCCGUCAAAGAAAAAGCUGCAUGUUAUGAGUUGUUGAAUGAAAAUAGAUCAUCUCAACUGACACAACCAUUGGGUGGGAAGGUAGUAGAUAAGGAAGUCCUUGGGCUUCUCAAAUGGCUUGCCACAUCCCAGGCUGCUGAAGACAUAAACUCGGAUGAUGAACUUGUUCGAGAGACCAUUCUGACUCCCCUUUUGCCCACAACAACUAUUGAUAAGGUGCUAGAAAAGGCUAAUAUCGAGUAUGAGAGUGAGUCUCAGAAAGAGUGUCAGGACAUUCUUGAUUCAAUCGAGGAUACGAAUGAUUUUGGCAGUUCAAAGGAAAGAGGAACUUCUUCUGCUUAUCCUGGUAGCCAUUCCCAAGCUUCAUCAGAGAAAAGUAUUCCCCAAGUUGAUGGCUCUAGUGAUGGUUGUUGCGAUUCUCCUUGUAAUGGGUUGGAAGAAGGUUUAUCUAAGAUGGAGAAGAAGGUUGAACUUAAGAAAUUCUUGCAGCAACAAGCUCUAGAUAAUAACAGCAAAAGUUCUUCCACUAAGAAAAGAAAGAACAGUUCAUUAUGGGGUAGUUUACCUUUUGCCAUGAUUCCCAAGGUCACAAACCACCCAGAGUUGAUGAGUCUAAACAUGAAUGAUGAAUCUUCUGGGGGCUGUGAGGAUCAAAAUUUGGAAUGUUCUAGUUCAUACAGUCAGAGAAGGUUGGACUUUCUUUCUGAUACACCAACAGAAAAAGCAGAAUCAGAUACUCAUUUACGGGAAGCAAGCGUAUUUGAGAGAUGCUCUGUUCGAGAUCUGAUGAGGAAAAAGCGAUGCCACCUUUCCAACCCCCUAGACUGCACUCCUCACAGUGGAAAAAGGGUAGAUGUGUUUGCAUGUCCUGAAGAGAUAGACUUGCUUGAGCAUGGCAAUGAGGAUGGCACAAGGCAGGUCAGAUCAUGUCCUGACUUUCAGAUAGAGUCAAACGAGGCUUGUCAAGGAAAUUUUAAUGUAUCUGGGACAGCACUAAAUGGAGGAUUCCUUCCAGUGGACGUAGUUAAAGUACCACAGCGGUCUUCCUCUGAGAUGCAUAAUUCUUUACAUCCAUUGUUAUUUAAUGAAGUUAACGAGACUCGAGGGCCUGUCCUCAACAGUAAGUCAGCAACUUCUGAUGUCUCCUCCUCCAGAGGUAAUAAGCUAUUAAGUAAGAUGGAAUAUCACUCCCAGGACAAACUUUCUCCGGAAAAACUGCAUUCAGUACGUGAGACAGCUAGUGCUACUGGAUCUGAGAUAUAUCACAGAAGUGUUCACUUAAAAAAAAGUGACCACGGGACAGGAAAUCUGAUGGCAUGGAAGGCAAUGCCGCAUGAGAACCUUGAGGCCAAUGAAGACACGAAUUUUACACCGUUAAGAGAAAGCUUUGAUCGUAGUGACGGUGAAUUGGGACAAGAUGUGGAUUUCUCAAGGGCUGUCACCUUAAUGCAGACAACUGUUGAUGCAUUAGAGAAACCUUCACCUUUAAUUGCCAUGACCCUCCGGGAGAAACCGCCUGUUGCUGACUGGGGUAAUGAGGCUCCCGAACAUCUAAUGCCCCUGAAUGGUAAAAUUAAGCAUUCUCACUCCAUGGUCAUGGAACAUGAUGGGCAUGAAGGAACCUCAGGGAGAGCUUUGGAUGAAAUUCCUCCAUUCUUCGUCCAAGGCUUUAGAGAAGACAAAGAGGUUCAAAGUGGUGGCAUUACGGAUGGUGGCUCCAAUUACAAUCAAGAAGCUCAUGUGGGUGUCCCUACUCACUAUCAAAAUGAUGGCUCAUGCUUAUACCUUUUGACACCUGUAAUUUCACCUCCUUCUGCUGAUAUCAUAAAUGACUGGCUAUGGUGCAGUGAGAAAGGUGCUUCUGGAAAGAACUGUAGAGUAUUGAAGGAUUCUUUGCCUUUGGAAGGAUCUCCAGUCACCCCAAUUCAUUCACAAGAAACUUCCCAAGAUGAUGUCAAUGGGAUUGUGCCCGAAUCUGGUUCUUUAUCUCAUUGUAAGCCUUCUAUAAUGCAAGUUAGUCAGGAUAAGUGUGGAAAGCUAGAGGCGGAAGAGGAGUCAUCUCAUAGUGAGACAGCGACAUUGUUCAUCGAUGGAAAAAGUACUGCUAGAGUGAAAUCACACCACUGUUCUCAAGAUAUCUCGCAGAUUUCAGGUCCAGACGGAAAAUCCAGAUCUACACCUUUCAGUCAAUUAGGAUUUCGAGAUCCUGCAAGCACUGGGGGAGGGCAACAGCUUACAUUAUUGAGUAUAGAGGUUCAAGCAGAAUCUAGAGGAGAUCUCCAUCCAGAUCCUCGAUUUGACGCUAUCAAUAUUGUAGCUCUUGCUGUUAUGAAUGAUCAGGACUCUGUUACUGACGUAUAUGUGCUGGUUCACUGCAAAACUGAUUGUCAAAGGAGUCAUGAUGGAGUAUCCAGCUGUGAGGUUUUAGUGUUUCCGCAAGAAAAUCAAUUGUUGACCCACUUUGCUAAGAUUGUAAGCAAGCUUGAUUCAGAUAUAUUGGUGGGAUGGGAUGUUCAAGGUGCUUCUCUUGGUUAUUUGGCUGAAAGGGCUUCAUACCUGGGAAUUGGUUUGCUUAAUAUGAUAUCUCGAGUUCCAUCGGACAGCAAAGUUUUUUCUGGAGAUUCAGAACUCAUUGACGAAGGGAUGCCAGAGAAUGCACCAACUGAACCUUUGAUGUUUGAUUCCGUACAAACAGGAGGUGCUGUUAUUGAAGAUGAGUGGGGUAGAACCCAUGCGAGCGGUCUUCAUGUUGGUGGUCGAAUUGUCUUAAAUGUUUGGCGCUUGGUGCGUGGUGAAGUUAAGCACAAUAUGUAUACAGUGGAAGCUAUAGCUGAAGUUGUUUUGAGAAGGAAAAUUCCCUCAUUUCAGCACAAAGUACUGACAAAAUGGUUCUCUAGUGGGCCUGGAAGAGCAAGAUAUCGUUGUCUUGAAUACAUGAUCGAGAGAGCAAAGUUGAAUGUAGAGAUUAUCAAUCAACUUGACUUGGUCAACCGAACUGCAGAGCUUGCCCGCGUCUUUGGUAUUGACUUUUUCUCUGUUCUUUCUCGAGGUUCACAAUACCGUGUUGAAUCUAUGUUCCUCAGGUUGGCUCAUACUCAAAACUACAUUGCCAUUUCGCCUGGGAAUCAACAGGUUGCUUCACAACCUGCAAUGGAGUGCUUACCACUGGUGAUGGAACCAGAAUCUGGUUUUUAUGCAGAUCCUGUGAUUGUUUUGGAUUUUCAGUCUCUAUAUCCAUCAAUGAUAAUCGCAUACAAUCUUUGCUUUUGCACAUGCCUCGGAAAAGUUGUGCCUUCGAAGGCCAACACACUUGGAGUGGCUUCUUUUACAGCAGAUCAAUAUGUUCUGCGAGAUUUAAAAGAUCAAAUGCUGUUGACACCAAAUGGUGUUAUGUACGUGCCUCCAAAGGUACGUAAGGGCAUUCUGCCUCGUUUACUGGAGGAAAUAUUGUCAACCAGAAUAAUGGUAAAGCAAGCAAUGAAAAGAUUGGCAUCUCCACAGCAAGUGCUUUACAGGAUUUUUAAUGCGAGGCAACUUGCUUUGAAGCUAAUAGCCAAUGUGACUUAUGGCUAUACUGCUGCGGGUUUUAGUGGCCGCAUGCCCUGUGCAGAGCUUGCAGAUAGUAUUGUUCAGUGUGGCCGCAGAACACUAGAAAAUGCAAUUUCCUUUGUAAAUGCAAAUGACAAGUGGAACGCAAAGGUUAUCUAUGGAGAUACUGAUAGUAUGUUUGUCCUCUUGAAAGGACGAACUGUCAAGGAUGCUUUUCGAAUUGGUCAAGAGAUUGUCUCUGCAGUAAAUGAGAUGAAUCCAAAUCCAGUUGCUUUGAAGAUGGAGAAAGUCUAUCACCCUUGUUUCCUCCUUACAAAGAAACGUUACGUAGGUUACAGCUAUGAGACUCCCAACCAAGUAGAACCUCUUUUUGAUGCCAAAGGUAUCGAAACAGUACGCAGAGAUACAUGUGGAGCAGUUGCCAAAACUAUGGAGCAAUCUUUGAGGAUCUAUUUUGAGCAUCAAGACAUUUCCAAGGUUAAGGUAUAUUUAUACCGCCAGUGGACAAGGAUUCUGUCUGGAAGGGUAUGUCUUCAGGAUUUUGUUUUUGCGAAGGAAGUUCGAUUAGGUACUUACAGUACAAGGCCUUCGUCAUCACUCCCACCUGCAGCAAUUGUUGCAACAAAGGCAAUGAGAGUCGAUCCCAGGGCAGAACCACGUUAUGCGGAAAGAAUACCAUAUGUUGUUGUCCAUGGGGAGCCAGGGGCACGCUUAGUGGAUAUGGUUGUUGAUCCCAUGGAGGUUUUGGAGAUUGAUUCACCUCUUCGACUCAAUGAACUGUAUUAUAUAAAGAAGCAGAUUAUUCCAGCUUUGCAGCGAGUAUUUGGACUUGUUGGUGCUGAUCUAAACAAAUGGUUUUCAGAGAUGCCCCGUCCUAUUAGGGAAAAUUUUGCAAAACGUCCCAUUAGUUCACCUAAUCCACAGCGAAAACGAAUUGAUUUCUACUAUCUUUCGAAACAUUGUAUACUUUGUGGUGAGCUGGUCCCGACAUCAACGUAUUUGUGCAAUAAAUGUUCACACAAGAGGCCAGCUGCUGCAACAGCUUUAGUUGGAAGGACAUCAAGAGUGGAGAGAGAGAUGCAACAUCUUGCUGCAAUUUGUCGGCAUUGUGGUGGCGGGGACUGGAUUUUGGAAAGUGGAGUGAAGUGCACUUCACUCGCUUGUCCAGUGUUCUACGAGAGGCUCAAAGUUCAGAAAGAGCUUCGAGGCCUUUCCGCCGUGACCAAUGAGGCAGGCUUGCACCCGAAGUGUAUGGUGGAGUGGUUUUGAUUUUUGACCACAAAAGUCAGGUACCCUUUUGAGAGUGAACAGGAUCAACGAAGUGCCAGAAUCUUUGCCGCUUUCAGCUGUCAGUGGAUUCGCUUUCUGUUUCUUGUCAAGGUUCUCAGUUUGUUGGUGUGAAGUCGUCGUUGAACUUUCAUCCCUCGAAUCUGUCGAUUCAUCUGAAGUUGGUUGAGGGGAUAGAAGAGCAUGUAAGCCUAGGUUGUGAUGUUCAAACAUCGAAGAGGACAACGAAGGACUCGUCCUCCUGCUUCUCAUGGCGAGCCCUGAGCUGGAGGACACUCGGGCUUUUUCAAAGCAAAUGAGUUUAACCAGCCGACGGUGCUUUGAGUUCGCACGGGGAGCUGCUGCGAAUUGGCUGCAUGUGCAAUUAGAGAGAUCUGUAAAUGUGUGUACAACAC